This is a messenger RNA of Austrofundulus limnaeus, 1239 nucleotides long. Its product is annotated as voltage-dependent anion-selective channel protein 2. NCBI's taxonomy places the organism in Eukaryota, Metazoa, Chordata, Actinopteri, Cyprinodontiformes, Rivulidae. The transcript is spliced from 9 exons. Gene Ontology annotation, biological process: monoatomic anion transmembrane transport. Gene Ontology annotation, cellular component: mitochondrial outer membrane. The record is from RefSeq and is a predicted model, not a curated record. Bases 128 to 979 code for a protein of 283 amino acids. Gene Ontology annotation, molecular function: voltage-gated monoatomic anion channel activity.
CGAGGUCAGAAGUGGGGUUUAUUGCGUGUCUCCUUCAUAUUGUCCUACGCCGGUUUUCCUGAAAGGUUCAGACCUACUUUUAAUCCACCGAGGUUCAAUAAAUUGAACGAUUACAGUUUUUGAUAAAAUGGCAGUUCCUCCAGCAUAUGCAGAUCUGGGAAAAUCUGCGAAGGACAUCUUCAAUAAAGGAUAUGGGUUUGGGAUGAUAAAGCUUGAUGUUAAGACCAAGUCUUCAACUGGAGUGGAAUUUAAAACAUCUGGCUCAUCAAAUGUAGACACCAGCAAGGUCGUUGGUACCCUGGAAACCAAGUACAAAUGGGCUGAAUAUGGGCUGACAUUCACAGAGAAGUGGACCACAGAAAACACCCUCGGGACUGAAGUUUGUGUUGAGGAUAAGAUYACCAAAGGACUGAAACUUAAUUUUGAGACGACAUUUUCACCCAACACUGGCAAGAAGAGUGGCAAAGUCAAGACUUCGUAUAAGAGGGAGCACCUGAACGUGGGUCUUGACGUAGAUUUAGAUUUUGCAGGUCCAACAAUCCACGGAGCAGGGGUGGCUGGAUAUGAGGGGUGGCUGGCAGGCUACCAGAUGACCAUCGACUCGGCCAAAUCCAGGAUGACCCAUAGCAACUUCGCUGUUGGUUACCAGACUGGAGACUUCCAGCUCCAUACCAACGUAAAUGAUGGUUCAGAGUUUGGUGGAUCCAUUUAUCAGAAGGUAAAUGAUAAUCUGGAGACUGCUGUGAAUGUCGCCUGGACCGCAGGCAGCAACGGCACUCGCUUUGGAAUCGCUGCUAAAUACCUGUUAGACCCCAAUGCCUCCAUAUCUAUGAAGGUAAAUAAUUCCAGCUUGGUAGGAAUCGGAUACACCCAGACUCUGCGGCCUGGUAUGAAACUCAGCCUGUCAGCUUUAGUAGAUGGGAAGAAUAUCAACGCUGGUGGUCACAAGCUCGGUCUAGGCCUGGAGUUGGAGGCGUGAGAGUCACCUACACUUCUUUUUUUAAUAGAAUAUCAGCAGGACCUGGGCCUGUAUUUAUCAWACUUCUUAGAAUUUCUCUUAAGAAUGCUGUUAAGAAUGGACUUAAGUGUAAAAAAAUUCUUAGCUAAAUAAAAGCUGAGACUAAAAGUCAGUUAUCAAGCAUCUCAGUCUCAAUUUAAGUGGUGUAAAAGUAAAUCAGAAGUGUCAGUCUUAGAGCUGAUUUACAACACUUUGCUGUUCUGCAAAGCUGAUCCUGGAUG